Messenger RNA from Mesorhabditis spiculigera, 1650 nucleotides. NCBI's taxonomy places the organism in Eukaryota, Metazoa, Nematoda, Chromadorea, Rhabditida, Rhabditidae. The record is from the annotation of a GenBank genome assembly.
AUGAAUUCAAGCUCCGGGUCUUCAGACGUUUCCCGUCGGCUCGCCGUAGCUGCGGCGGUGGCUGUGGGGGCGGUUGGCGUCGGCGCCGGCCUCUACUAUUUGAGCAAGAAGAAGCCAACCGUGGCGGAUAAGAAAAAGGAAGCUGCUGCUAAAAGCUUGGAACAAGAGUCGACGCCGAGUAAACUGUCGCGUAUGACCGCCUUGGAACUGAAGGAGUUGGGCAACAAGCUGUUCUCGGUCAAGAAAUAUGAAAGAGCCAUCGAGAUCUUUACACACGCCAUCGAAAAAUGUGGCCCAGGAGAUGAGGAAUUGGCCGCUGCUUGCUUUCAAAAUCGGGCUGCUUCGCGCGAGUUUCUUCCGAACGCUUCCCUAGAGGAGAUCAUUGCUGACUGUCAGAUGGCCAUUAACAAUAGGCCAGGAUACGGCAAAGCUUACAUGCGCAAGGCCCGGCAGUAUGAGAAGCAAGGGAAAAAUCGGGACGCUCUAAUCGAACUUUUCACCGCAACUCACGUCGAGCCGUCUCUCGACAGCAAUAUUGGGGAAAUGUUGGGACGAAUUGCCGGAGUUGUAGCCGAGGAAGAGAAGAAGCUUUGGAUCGAGGAAAAUCAGCCCAAGAAUCAGCUCACCCCCGUUAGACAUGAAAAGGUUUAUGCUUGGCUUCGUAAAUUCGGCGAGCACGAUCCGGUUCGGUGUGAUAUCGUCAAUGGAGUUGUGGCUGACGGCCCGUACUACGAUGCGCUGAAAUUGAUCCGUGAUAGGAAGUACGAUGAUGUGGUUGACACGCUGACGCCGGUUGACGAAUCCGAAGUCACGUUGGCCGACUACUUGAAAGUGCUUUUGCUGCUCGCUCGCUUCCAAUACUGGCAAAACCGAAGAUCCUUGGCUGAUGACUCUCUGAUCAAAUUCGAGGAGAAGUUUGCUACAUUGGCCGAAGUGGACAAGGAGAUGUUCGGCGACUACAUGAAAGCACGGCUCUGUUUGUCCAUUGAAAUAGCUCGGGAUAAAGAUGAGCUGAAGCCGCUCUUCGAGAAAGCGAUUGGCAUCGACAAGGAGUACAUUGACUUCUACACCACAGCCGUAAUUCGCUACACUCAAAUGAAUGAAAUCGAGGCGGCAAAUGAGGUUAGCUCCAGCGAAGGAAUCGUUCCAACGACUAACUUGAGCCUCGCCAAGUUGAUGGUCGGUAUCCUGCUGGGUGUGAAGAAUCAAGAUAUGUCCCUGGCGAUGGACAGCCCGACGCCUUACGCGCUCUCAUUACUCUCCAAGGUCUACACCCUCUUCCAAAGCCCCGCCGAUGCCCUCGAGAACAUCAACAAGGUCCUGGAGAUGGAGCCAAACGAGAGCGCGCACUACUUUGAAUCCUCGUUAAUGUCGAGUAGCGAAGAUGAAAUGUGGACUCGCCUGAACCGUUGUAUUGAGCUCGAGCCGCAUCAUGCCGAGGCCAAUCUGAUGCUUGCGUCCCUUCGCGUCAACAAGGGCGGAGCGGCAGCUAUCUCUUUGGAGGAUUACAACUUCUGCUGUGCUUGCCUCGAUCGAGCGAUGAAGGUCUUUGUGCCGGACUCUGUGGACUUCCCGGUCGUCGACUCCGUCUUCCAGAUGAUGGCCGUGCUCAAGACGAAGCGUGAGGCCGGCGUCCGCCUCGGCGUCGAA